This is a messenger RNA of Kluyveromyces lactis, 1218 nucleotides long. It is a transcript of the gene PBR1, whose product is annotated as putative oxidoreductase. Bases 1 to 1218 code for a protein of 405 amino acids. The transcript has a single exon. Lineage: Eukaryota; Fungi; Ascomycota; Saccharomycetes; Saccharomycetales; Saccharomycetaceae. The record is from RefSeq and is a predicted model, not a curated record.
AUGCCAUUAAAUAUUCUUGGUGCAGCCGUAUUUGACGGAGUCGAUUCAAUUCCUUAUUUAAGGCCAGUUUUAACAUGGUCGCCAUACUUGGCGUUUAUUGGAGCUAUCAAAUACUGGUCUGGGGGGCCAAGCAAUACAUGGGAACGUAAUCUACAUGGUAAACUUUAUAUUGUGACAGGUGGUACGACCCAAAGUAUGGGUACGUCUGUUGUUUUAGAUAUGGCCAGAAGAGGCGCCCAAAUGAUUGUUCUUUGCAGAAAAAUUGACGAGUGGUCAGAGGAAUGGUGUGAACAGAUGAGGGAGCUAACGGGCAAUGAGUUGAUUUAUUUAGAACAAUGUGAUUUAAGUGAUUUGUUUGAAGUCAGAAAGUUCGCCACGAAAUGGUUGGAUAAUGCGCCUCCUAGAAGAUUAGACGGUAUAAUAGUGAUGAGUGGCGACUGUGAACCAUGGGGUUUGAGGAAGAAGAAAACAAGUACAGAUGGCAUUGAAAUCCAAAUGGCGACUAACUACGCUGGUGUCUUCCAUCUCUUGAAUCUAAUGAAACCUAGUUUCAAGGCCCAGCCUCCAGAUCGUGAUGUCAGAAUUAUCGUGACAACAUGCUUUUUGCAGGCAAUGGGUAAAUGCAACGUUGAAGAUCCAUUGUGGUUGCACGCACCAUUCAAAAACUCUCGAGAGUUAUUUAGCAGUUCAAAACUUCAGCUGUCCUUGGCUAUGUUACAUCUACAACGGCUCUUGAUCACUGAGGCAGGCAAUAGUGCGAAAGAUGGUCGUAGUGGUAAAAAUGUCACGGUUACUGUUGUACAGCCUGGUCUAAUGAGGUCACCAAGUCUAAGAAGGGUCGUAAGCAAUGGAUCUGUCCUACUACUAUUGAUUCUCUAUUGCGUAAUACUUUACCCAUUCCUGUGGCUACUAACGAAAAGCGGCUAUCGUGGUGCUCAAACAAUUAUAUAUUCCAUAACCACUCCUGAGCUAGAAGAAGUGAACCGAACAGACGAUGAAGUGAAAUAUAUUGCAAAUUGCUCAAUUGUUAACUUUGCUAGGAAAGAGUUUUAUGAUAAAGAGCUUCAAGAGAAACUUUACGAAAACACAAUCAAACAGAUUGAAUCUGUGGAGAAGAAGAUGGCUGCUCAAAGAAACCAGGCAAGCAAGAAGGAAACAAAGGAUCAGAAAAAGAACACAAAACCAAAUCCAAAGAAGGCCUCAACGAAAAAAGAUUAG